Galeopterus variegatus (Sunda flying lemur) is the source of this 1586-nucleotide messenger RNA. It is a transcript of the gene ZC2HC1C, whose product is annotated as zinc finger, C2HC-type containing 1C. The record is from RefSeq and is a predicted model, not a curated record. NCBI's taxonomy places the organism in Eukaryota, Metazoa, Chordata, Mammalia, Dermoptera, Cynocephalidae. Bases 1 to 1365 code for a protein of 454 amino acids. The transcript has a single exon.
AUGGCUGGUCUCCAGUUGGCUCCACAUCUGCCUGAGAGUAUUAUGCUCCCACACAAUAAGUCAGAAGCUCCAAGGCUCCACUCACCCAAGGAAGACCGUUAUGAACUAAGUGACUCUUCCCAGCAGUCCUUAAUGGGGAACCUGAGGAAGAAUUUCCAACAAAAGCUUUUGAGCAACAAUGACCUGAUGCUGGAUAAUGUCUAUACUCACCCCAAAUGGAAUACCUACACAAAAGCCCAGAGCUACUCCUAUUCCCACUGUGCUGGAAUGAGCCAACAAGAUUCAGGAAGCGAUCCCCAGGGCCGAGAAAAGGGUUUGGUUUCCUCGUCAAGCUCUCCAUCCCGGUAUCCUAAGGCAAAUAACCAGGACCUCAUCCCCUUUACGAAGAAGAGAGUUGGGGUGGACCGGGCAUACCCACUGAAACCUGUGGUUCACCGGAAGUCUCGUAGUACAGGUGAGGCCGGCACCGAUGGGGAUCAGAAUGUGUACCUAAGACCAACAGAACCAAGAGAGUUUUCAUACAGCAACUUUGGUUCAGGGAUCCAGGUGAAUUCAUCUGUGGUUGGUACUGUCCUUGCCACCAUGCAGGACAAUAAGGGCUUGGCAAACCUCUACAGGAUUGAGCAGAUGCAGAUCCAAAGACUAGAAGCUGCAGGGGAGAGCUUAGAGGAGGAAAUCCGAAGAAAGGAGAUUCUCCUUAGGGAAAAGCUGAAGAAGACAGAGGAGGAACUCAGAAGGAUUCAGAAGGAAAAGGAACAGGCUGAAGAAAAUGAAAACAGAGAGCUGCAGAGAAUGAUACUCCCUAGGAGGAAAGUUAAAGGUAAUAACAGCAACACCACAUACAAGCCCAUCUUCUCCAUAGAAUUUGGGUCUGUGGAGGUGUUCAAUAGAGACAGGAGAGGGAGAGAAGAUGAAACUCGGGGACAGUCUCAAGAAAAUUCUAGUCCAUUACAGUUCUCUGAUUAUGGAAUCCAGAGGCUCAAAAGGGAAAGGCUGGUGGCAAGCAAUAACAAAAUUCGAGACCAAAUCUCAGGGCCGUCAAUGGAGAAGUUCUCUCAGCCUUCAGAAGUGCCUGGCAGUCCUUUGCAUGGACACACCAGAUAUUCUAGCCUGUCCAGAGCACCAGACUCCUCAGGUUCCAGCUGUUCUGCUGAAGAGCCAUCACUGGGCGAGUGCAGCCACUGUGGACGCAAGUUUCUCUUGCUUAGACUGGAGAGACACUCCAACGUUUGUGGCAGGAUGCAGGGUUCCAAGAGGAAAGUGUUUGACUCCUCCAGGGCCCGGGCUAAAGGCACAGAACUAGAGCAGUACUUGAACUGGAAGGGGCCAGUCUCAGUCAAGGUAACAAGAGACUUAUGGAUCUGACUUUGUGUGGGGAUCAUUAUAAGGGCCUAUAUGUCCUCACCAGUUUUCUUUAGGGAAAAUGCAUGUCAUGUAGGAAGAUGAGAAUUAAUUUUUCUUGAUUACUACUAUGCGCCAGGCACUGUGUCGGCAGAUUUUCAUGUGAUCCUCACAACUCUGAGGAUUUCAUUAUCUCUUAUUUUAUCUAUUCUAAAAUCAAGGCUCAGGCAGGUUAAGCAACUUGC